UUCCGGGAUGGUGCCGGUUAUUUAUUGCGCUGCCCAGCACGGGUCGUCCGCAGGGCUCGGUGUCCCCUUUCAGCGCCGGCCGCGUGUCCUUGAAGCGGCGGCGGUGGCUCCCCGUGGGGUCCGCGGCGCUCACGGCCAGUCGCCCGCACCCUGGAGCCUCCCGGGCACAUGCAGCAGGGAGACGAGGUGCUUCUCCUUUGGCCACCUGCUGAUCCAAUCCCGCGUUUCCCCCUUUCCUAGGCAUCGCUCUGUUCUGGGGAACAACUGUGAGAACUCUUCCCGAUGCCCUCAGAACAUGUCUGAUUGGACAAGUCUGUGGUAUGUCUGGUUGAUCUUGCUGACGGUGUUCCUGCUCCUGCUCUGUGGGGUCUCAGUGAGCUGCAUCAAAUUCUGCUGCCGGAAGAAGAGGCUUCCAGUGGAGACCUUCCCUCGGCACCCUUGUGACUUGACAGUGAUUGGCCUUGACAGUGACAGCACUGCCCACAGCACAGUGACCUCAUAUAGCUCAUGGCAGUACCCUCCAAGUGUGCAGAUUCCCCCGGUAUUUGUGGAUAUGGAUAAGAACACCGUGUCCCCUCCAGCUUACAGCCUCUAUGCUAUGGACCUGCCACCUUCCUAUGAUGAAGCUGUUCAAAUGGGAAAGCAAGUGGCAUGGACAAACCAGAAACUUAAUGACAUCCCUGAACAGGUGACACCAGGUGGGCUGAAUCUCAGCCAGUCCCCACCUGACACAAUCAAUAGAGAUCCAGCAACACAGGCAAAGUCAGAAGAUUCAGAAGAUGCCACAAAAGAACAGCCACAGGUCUGACUCAGUUCAGAUGGGGAAUAAAGUAAGGGAAGGACAGUAAGAGUUAAAGAAGAUGUGAAGAGUUUGGGUUUAUUAGUAGGUUAUGAUAUAAAGAUGUGUCUUCUCAUGCCCUUGUAAUAUCUGUCAGAAGAAAUGUUUUCUGUGACUGCUGUAAUCCCCUGGUAAAGCUUCUUCAUGGAUAUGAAAUGAGGUAAAAGGGCAGCAGUUUAAAAAUGCUUGUAAAAGUGGGAUGUGAAUGCAUGUUCAUCUUCUGAUAAAAAAAAUUGUUCCUUGUGUCCAGGAAUAAAAAAGGUCAGGAGACUUUUGCCACCUUGGGAAUACACACUCAGAACAAACAGGAAGUUGUUGUUCUAGAACAAAAGUUUCCCAAGCUGGAAUUGAAGGGGGAAUCCCAGCAAGUGACACUGAACAGCCUCUGUAGUUUCUCUUCUUUUGAGAACAUCAACUGCCCAGAAAACUGCUGAGGACAAAGUGAUGCACAAUAGCUCAUGUUCCUCAAGGAGCAGAAAGAUGCCAGGACAGGAGAGUGUGGAGGGAGUUGCUUUUUCACAGGGAGUGAGACAGAUGAGACACAACACUUAUGUGGUGGUAGUGGUGGUCAUGAGACCCCAAGGGAUUGUUUUUGAGGUUCUGUAAAUCUUUCCAUUUCUAUUUCCAAGAUAUGUUGCCUUGUGGGUGGGUUCCCGUUGCUAUUUAUUUUUUCCAGAUAAAGUACACAUUAAUUCCAAAGAGACACUUGCACACAUGGUUUGGUACUACUGAUGUGUUUCAAAUAUUCAUCAAAUAUUUCAAAGAUAUUUUGCUAUGUGAUCAGGUGUCAGGGUCUCAGACAGCACAGGGAAGAAAAAUCAUGGGUUCCUGGCAGCUUUUACCAGUUCAGAACAUGGACAAGCUCAGGAAUGAGCAGGGUGACACAAAACAUGCUUGUGCUGAGCCAUCCAGAAUACGAUAGAGAUACAAAUACCACAGUACGCGCUGGGCAAAAGUUCAAAGAAAUUAUUCUUAGGGAUGGUUCUUUGUACAGUACUGAUAGAGGGAUAACUGCUGAGCAUUAUUUUAGAGCUGGGAACUUGGAGCUGAUUACAGCAGUCGCAGCCCAGACAAAAAUACGGGCUCCAGAGGCAGGGUUUUUAAUGCCAGCUCUUUCCCUUGCCUGUCCAUAUUCCAAAUUGUCCAAAUUUUGUCCACUCCUGAGCAGUGAUUUUCUUUGAAUCCACUUCAGCAAGGUGCUAAUCUGGCUGCUUUAAGAACAUGAGCAAUUGCCAGGGUGGCUCGUUGCUCUGGGUAAGAGCAGCAAGCAAAGCCUGAGAGCCCAGUGAAUGAAGCGUAAAUUUAGUUGUCUGUCAUUAACAGGCAGUAGAAGUGGUGGGCACAAAAGCCUGCACAGCUUUUAGAAGACUGUUAUUCUCUGACAACCAUUACUGCAAGAACUGCCCUGGGAAUGAGCACUAAUGAUUUAAAAAUGAAGAUCUCUGCCAGACACAGGCCCGAGAUGCUGCUGCAGAGUCGUGUGUGAGCUGUCCAUGAGUCUGACUCCCCACGGAAGGGUCGCUUCUAUAUUUAACUUGCAUGUAACUUACUAUGAGGGUUGACUGGUAUAACAAAUCUGCUUCUCUUGUCUCCUCUCUGUCAUCCUUCAUUAUAUUUCUCCUGUUUUAUUCUUUCCUCUGCUUUCUUCAUCUGUGUCAAGAUGGAAGAUAGGCAUAAACCAGGGUAACUAUUUGGAUGUCUGUCUGGAAGGGCAAUAUAUGCCUCCUCCUGGAUGUCUCCAAGUCAUAAAUAUAGCAAGCGUAUUUUUAUUUAUUGAACUUUUCCACAGUACUCAGAAAGAAGCCUCUGCCCUUCCGAAGAAGGAAUUUGUGAUGGAGGGAAAUGGUUGAGCACUCACAAAUAGAGAUGGGAAUUCAAAGCCAGGCGAAUGAAAGAAUGGUGACUAACACAAGAGGGCAGUCCCUCACUUCUCGCUGUGUGCAAAGGAUCAUCACCGGCACCGGCCGGGAAGGGAUCGAGCUGGCUGCAGGAGCACAGGGAGCCAUCCCACCGUUCCAAUUCCCUGCCCUCUGUGCCUCGGCAGCGCCUGGCACGGGACCUGCCAAACUGACAGGUCUGUUCUGUUUGCUCACAGGAGAUGUCCAAGAAAACCCUAAAUGCCUGUGCAUACUAGGAAUAAGGGCAUAAUCUGCUCUUUCCUUUCUAGCACCUAAGGAAAAGUCUUGUGUUUUGUCCAGGCUCUUGCCUUGUAACGUAGUUCAUGAAUUCAGAAAUUAACAGCAACUCAGCCCCAAUCAGCCCUCAGAACACAGACUUCCCCCUGCACACCAAAACCAGCUCAGCUUUCUGUGUAACCUUCACAGUUAGGAAAUUAUUAAGGUCUUUCUUGUGACUGGCCUUCUCCAGAGCCUGCUAAGUGCAACCCCCAUGCUGGAGUUCUUCUUACAAUGGAGGAUUGAAGAGAUCCCUCAUCUCUACACAGCUCCUGGUUCAUGGAACAGUUAGAACUUCACAUUUUUGAAACCUACAGUUCUCUAUCACUUUGCUUGAAAUUGGCCAGUGGAUUCAGAAGUUAUUAGUUGGGUGUGCAGAGUGGAAGGAGGGGAAGCAGGGCAUGGAUUUAGAGUCUGUGAUUUCAAAGCCUCACUCCCAGAAGAAACCAGGUUUAAAAAGAAGACCGGGGGGAGGUUAUAGGUUUGACCUGAUGCAGGAUCUAAGAAUUCUGAUUUGUCAGGCUGGUGGUUUUCACCAUUGCUAGAUCUAUUCAAGUCUGAUUAUAUACACACAAGCUUUGUGACAUCUCUAAGAGAAAAGCCCCUCUCUGUAAUUACCCGAAGUGCAUUUUUAAUUGUGAUUUAUAUUUGGUCCUCAGUUUGGCACUGUUCAGCAUGCAAUUUUUCUUCUCUCAUUUGUUCAAAAUGAUCAUUUUGUCAGUUAUUUUCUUCUGUUCUUUGCUGGCUGUCUGAAAGAGUCUGUACUGGGGAGAUGGACUGCUGAGGUUGGAGCCUCCAUCACUUUCCUCUCACACACAUGCACUCAGCAUGAGGACUUGUGCUCAGAGAGCAAACACAGCCGUGGAAGUAAAUUUCCUGAAAAAUUCAUGGGCUUUAUAACCCAGAGCAAAUUAUACCUUGGUUCUGUCAUGAAAUUCAGGCUGCAAAUCCCCUUAUAGCCAAGCUCAUUAACAAUAUAAGUAAAGUGGUACCUCUAGAACGGCUUUGAUAAUUGAUGCAUUAUAAUCUUUGGAGAGUAUUUAGUGGCAAACGUGCAGCAUCCAGACUGAGGCAUCAGUGGGAUUUGGACACAGGAAAAAUGAGAGAAAAAUAAUUUCUUUGUCUGCCUCACAGUUGCCUUUGUCUGCCUCACUAGCCUCAAUAGCUCAGGUUUGGCUGCUUUCUAACUGCAUUCUUUCUUUAUCAGCUGCAGUUUUUGAGGGAAAAGGAUCACUGCUGCUGCCAGUAUGGAUGAGUGGGACACUUGGACACGUGCAAAACCUGCUCAUUUAUGGAACAAAAUGUCUCUGCCUCAGCCACUCUUCAUACUCUUGGCUGUCUCCUGGUUCUGAUCCUAAUCCUCUUUACCUGUUAGAACUCUUUUUGCUUAGGGAGACACUAAUUUUGGUGCAAGUAGCAAAGGUUCUUUCCUUCACCCACAAUUAAAAUUCAAACUACUAGAGAAGCCUUGGAAUCCUUUUCAGAGCAGACAAUGAAAACAAAGUAUCACGGGGGAAUUGUGCUCUAAAAACUGGAGAAGACAAUAAAUGUUUUAUGAAAUUCUACAUCCUAAGGUCAAACACAAUGCACAGAUAAGGCUUAGGUGCAAACCCACAGUGCUGGGAAAAUAUUUUGUUCUGGUCAGUUAAAAUUUAGAAUAUAAAUGCCAGAGCUGCUCUUUUUAUUUUACUGGAAGGAAAAAGAGGCCUGUAGAAAAGAAUGCAGACUUUCAAAGAUAUUUCAAUUUUUUUGUUAAAAUAACUAAGCUCACCUUGGGCAUUUGGAGAAGGGAGAAAAUCAAUUUCUAUUUCAAACCUAGAAAUGAAUCCGCAAACCUGAAUCUUCAUUAAAAUGCUUAAUUUUUACUCAUUUUUUUACCCUGCUUUCCCAAGUAGCUCAAAAAGGAAACAAAGGAGAAGAGCCUGAUGUCAAGCUCUUAUUUGUGCAUUGUUUAUUCUCUUUCCAUGAUAGGAGUUUAUGGCAUAAACUACUUCCUUCCACAAGUGAGGAAGUGAAGUCCUGAGGUCCAAGUACUGAGCUGGGAAACCCAGUUUGGUGACUUUUCUGCCACAGACUUCCCCACAUGACACUGGUCUGUAGAACAGGGGCUGUAGCACUGUCUUUUCUUGCAUAGAGUUUGGAGGAUGAACACACUGAGUGUGGGUUGCGCUGUCACAUUGAAAUACAGGUACAGUCAGAGCAUGAUGAACUUUGUGUGAGACAUGAAGUGCAGGAAGAAACCUCCCCACUCCUUCCCCCUCUUAAGGGGCGAAUCUGGAGAAGAAACUUGGGCAAAGUGUAAGAUUUAGAAAUAGCCCCUGGACUUCAGGUGCCUCAUCACAACAUUCCUAACUAGGGGAAGAUGCUGAAAGAAAUAGGCAAGGUUUGUUUAGCUCCAUGGGGCUGGAAAUGUUCCUUUCCCCAAAAACCCUGCCAGGCAGCUGUCAGAGAGCCUGGACCGCUGUGCUGAAGGUGGGAGAAGCUGCUCUGCCCCGCACAUAAGGUCACUCCAGAUGGGUUUAGGAAAUAGAACUGUGAUUAGCCGGCAAAGCAGACAGCCAUAAAAAUAAACACCCCGUGUGUAUUUGGAGAGCGUUUCUUCCGCCCUUGGCUGAGCAGCCUGCUCCCAGCAGAUGGGGGAAGUGAGCCGGAGCGGCCCCGGUGAAGGUCAGCUGGGCAGACUGCAAGGCCAACACACUCAGUGGCAAUUACAUUUAGUGCGAUUAUUUGGGGGAAAAAAACGUGGUAUGCUUUUAUUCUUCACAUAUUUCGCAUAUAGAAACACUUUUCCCUCUUGAUAAAAGGCCCACAGUACCUGCUAUAAAAAACUGAAAUUCAAAUAACUUGGGCCAUCUGGGAAAUAAAAAAGCGUAUGUUCAGUUAUUUUCCACUAUAAUAAUGAGGGAAAAAUCGGUGAUAAUGAGUAUGGUUAUCCCUCAAUCAAGAAAUAUCCUGGAGUGUGACAGACUCAAGCUCUACCACAGAUAUCUUGGGCAUCUAAGUGAGUUUCAAAAUCUCUGCCACUAUUUUCCACUGGUAAACAGUUCUAGGAUCCAGGGGUUGGAAGGGACCUUUAGUCAUACCCUGCUGCUCGCUGCGGUCAGCCAGAGCAGCUUGCCCUCCCUACAGUAGCUCUGAAUUCUCCAGGGAUGCAGAGCUCACUGCCCCUCUGGGCAACCUGUUCUACUGUCUGACCCCUCUUACAGUGAAAAUAGCUCUGUUGAAGUGGAAUUGUAUUUGUGAUUGUUCUUACUGCUUCUUACUGUGCAAUCUGGUGCCCAGUGAGAAAAGUCUGCCUCUGUCUUCUUUAUACUUUACCCCCAGGUAUUUAUACACAUUUAUACACAUUUAUUAGAUUCCCCCUGUACCACCUCAUCCAGAGGCCAAAGACUCCCAGCUUGCUCAUCCUUCCCUCAUACAUCAUAUGCUUCAAUGCCUUAAUCAUCCAGAUAUUUAACUCCAUCUUUUCCCUGAACUGCAGUGUGCUAUUUACUGGAUUUCUCCUGCCUGUGGAAUGAAGAGCUGCAGAAAGCAGAGCAUGAAGCCCCCCAUGGAUGCCUGUUCCUGUACCUCUUCCCUGGCUGGCAGCGGUACCACCUGGGCACAGGGUGAUUGCAGGGCUAGCACUGCCAUAGCAUCACCUCCCACAGCCAGGGAGCACCACGAGCAUGUGACAGCUGCCACCUCAGUGUGGCCACCGUGGCAUGGCCCCACGGGAAGGGGAGUGCCAAGGUGAAAUCAGAGGAAGAUGAAUUUCCCCUCUCUCCUCCGUUCUACAUGAACUGUUUAACCAGAAUUAGAUAAACUGCUGGAAAGCAGGAAAACUAAAUGCAACCUUCCUCAUGCUUUGCAUGGGGUUUUGGGGUGGAAGGUGCUACAGAAAUACCCCUCCUUGGGAGACCAUGCUUUAGAAGCAGAGGAAAUUGCCUGGAUUAAAAAAAGAAUACCAGGAACAAUGUUUUUCCAGGCCAGAGAAGGGAGCUUUCCCUUUCUCUAGUUUAUUUUGUCACCAUUGUCACCAACAAGAAAACCAUAUUUCAUCAGAGCUUGGCCUUGCUCCUCCAGGUUUCAAUCAAAAUGGUUAUUGAUGUAAAAUCUUAAGUGAAUUGUAGCUAGAGAUACUGCAAACCCACUGCUCAGUGCUAUGCCAGAAUAAUAGUAAUGAAAAUUCAAAGUUUCUCAUUGAUUCCUACCUCUUGAUUUCUUAACACAUCCCACUAUUUUAUAUACAAAGCCUAUACCCCAGAAUCUCCAGGCUUUAAUCAAUGUGCAAGAUGCCAGGUAACACACGUUACUGUAAUUAGCGCAACAAAAUCAGCAUAAGGAUAAUUUGAGCAUCUAUGGAAUUAGUUUGGUGACUUCUUCAUCCAUUUAUAAUUAUAUUACAUAAAAGUGCAAGUGUGUACACACGUCUAAUCCACUGAUGGCUGUCACAUACAACCCUUUUUCCUCCCAUUUUUGUGAUCAGGCCUGCUCCUUUCAGGCUCCUUGGUCCCUCUUCUCUUUUGUAACUCUGUGCAGUCACUUACCCAUGAACCUGUGGUUAAUCCUGAUGCCCACACUGGCUUCUUUGAGUCUGAAACAACGUUCAGAGAAAUUAAACUAAAGUAAAGGGAGCUUCUCAUCCAUCCGGGGAUGGGGUGGGGGACGGAAGAGGCAACUGCUAUGUCCAAAAAUCAGUCAGAUUGUUCUUUAUUACAUGACCCCCAAAACACAGGUGUUGAUGUAGAAGGGUCUUUCUUCAAAUCUGCAUGUUCUAGUGAUUUGCAUCUAAAGCCGUGGCUGCAUCGUCUUGAAUUCAGGGAAGGCUCCAGUAUAAAAUCUCUGGCACAGGAAGUUCAGCUUCCUCUCCAGACUUCCUUCCUCCACCUCAUAUAUAUAUGCAGAACAGCAGGGAACUACUUUGGCCUUGCCAGUGCAAGUGAAAACUCUCAGGAUUGCAGAGCAGUUUGAGUUUAUGGCCAACACCUUCAGUUCAAGUGUUCAAGUGAGGUAGCACAGACCAGUGGUUCUUGGUGACAACACCUAAUCCCAAAAUAUCCUCAAGCGAUGAGCUGUGUUUGGUACCUGCACGUGAAGCUGCAUCCAGUUCCUCAGCAAACAUGAUCAACAAGGGUGACAUUCUUAGUGACAUUCAAACCAUUUCCACAGUCAAACUCUUACUAAUGACAGUGAGCAUCAAAGGAAGAGAAUUUGACCAUCAUGUAACUUUGCUACAAUUAUAAAGUAAGAAAAACUGUGCAAAAGCAGGAUUGGAUCCAGUCAAUGCCUAAACUAUCAGUAAUUUUAACAGGCUAAUUUCACUUUCUAGAUUUUUCUCUAGGCUUUGGUGUCCUUUAAAAACAGCCUGCUAGACUUCAGGUCAAGGUUGAGGCAGUUCAAUUGUCCAGUUUGAGCCUCAAACUAAAACAGGAAAAAUAUGAACAGCAUUACAACUGGAACUUGAUGUGAAGUUUGCUGGGACAA
Messenger RNA from Poecile atricapillus (Black-capped chickadee), 8478 nucleotides. RefSeq names its product transmembrane protein 52 (gene TMEM52). The record is from RefSeq and is a predicted model, not a curated record. The transcript has 4 exons. The coding region runs from base 8 to 808 and encodes 266 amino acids. Lineage: Eukaryota; Metazoa; Chordata; Aves; Passeriformes; Paridae.